This is a messenger RNA of Galeopterus variegatus (Sunda flying lemur), 423 nucleotides long. RefSeq names its product defensin, beta 125 (gene DEFB125). Gene Ontology annotation, cellular component: extracellular region. The coding region runs from base 1 to 423 and encodes 140 amino acids. The transcript is spliced from 2 exons. The record is from RefSeq and is a predicted model, not a curated record. Lineage: Eukaryota; Metazoa; Chordata; Mammalia; Dermoptera; Cynocephalidae. Gene Ontology annotation, biological process: innate immune response.
AUGAAUCUCCUGAUGCUGGCCUUCAUUAUCUGUGGGUUGCUAACUCAGGUGACCAAAGCUAGUUUUGAAACCACAAAAUGCUGGAAGAAUGAUAUCGGACGCUGCAGAAGUCGAUGUUUAGAUAACGAGAGGUACAUACUUCUUUGCAGGAACAAGCUAUCGUGCUGCAUUCCCAUAGAAAUAUCACACGACUUCACUCGAAGGCCAAUACUUCCCUGGCUCUUACAAGAGGAUAUAACAUUUGGUUACAGUGAUGAAGAUACUUUUACUGGUUCCCCAAUAUCUAGGCCUGACGAUAUGGUAACAUUUAACUUGCCUGAAACCACAGGAACUGAGAUCAUUUCUCCUGAGAGUACUUCUGAGAUAACUUCUCCCCAGUCCAUGCCAUCACCUUCUGGGGUGGGUACUGUUACAGUUAAUUAA